AUGCAAAACCCAAUGGAAAUAAUAGUACCAAAUAAAGAAUUAGAAAUUGAAUCAGAACAAGGAAAAAAGGACUCUGAAACGGAACUAAGUGGUGUUAUUACAUCUAUGCUUACAAAUCAAUCUGAAGAAUUAGAUGAUGAUGAAAAAAAACAAAACAACUAUAUAUCUACCGAAAUACAACACAAUGAACAAACCGAAAUAAAAAAUCCACCUGAGCACGAAAAACGGAACCAAGAAAACAUAUUUGCUCAUACCCAAAUAGAUCAAACAAACGAAUACGCAAAACCUGUAGAAGUAAAUAGCCCCUCUGAACAAGAAAUUGAUGAUGCAAUUGAACAGAUGUCAGUAAAAGGUAUUUGCCCACCAGAAAAUUUGCAACCUUAUAUAUUUCAAACUUUAACAAGGAGAAGAGUGGAUGCAAUAUGUAAUAGUGAUUAUGAUCUUGCAGAAAAGCAAGAUAAACUCUCGUCAGUACUUAAUGAAUAUAUCAAAUACCAAGAAAGUCAAAGAAAGAGUGAAGUUAGAGGCGAUAUUUUAUAUAACAGAUAUCUCAAUCUUCAUUCCUCACUUAAAGAAGUUAACGAGCGCUAUGAUAAUAAACGAAAAGAUUUUAUUGAACAAUCCAAUCUAAAGAAAGCAGAGCUAAUUACACAGCAGCAAGAACUAGAAUCUAAAAUAUAUUCUAAAUAUGCUGAUCCGUCUUUUCUUCGCCAGUUUUCUAAAGCCUCCCAGAAUUUAGCUGAGUUACGAGAAAAUGAAGUUAAUCUAGCAAUCCAAAGAAAUUAUGCAGAAGCAAAAGUGAUCAAAGCAGAAGCAGAUUUACUCGAAAAGCAAGAAACAGAACUUGCUCAGCGUAGAAUAUAUGAACAACAGCAAAGUGAGCUUCAAAAUGUAAUCAAUACUUAUGGUGUACUUAUUAAAUCUCACGACGAGAAGGUUGCAGAACAGUUGGUUCUAAUCGAAGCAGAGCGUCGAAAAGAAUGCUCACCGAUAGAAGCAGCUAUUAAACAGAUACAUGUAAAAACGCCUUCAUUGCCUUCUCUAAGGCCAAACUCUGAAGCAAGAUCUGGGCCGGCGCCUGCCAAGAAAUCGCCAAGAACUCAAAUGAAAUUAAGAUCAUAUAUAUCAAAUAAAAGGCCUACAGUGCUACCUAUUCAACCUGGAACAAGUCCAAUGCUGAAAAGACAACCAUCUCGUAGUUUAACAAGAAAUCCUACCAAAAAAUAA
Molecule: messenger RNA, 1227 nt
Organism: Trichomonas vaginalis G3
Lineage: Eukaryota; Parabasalia; Trichomonadida; Trichomonadidae
Exons: 1
Coding region: 1-1227 (408 amino acids)
Source: RefSeq, a predicted model, not a curated record